Messenger RNA from Frankliniella occidentalis (western flower thrips), 2194 nucleotides. RefSeq names its product leukotriene A-4 hydrolase. The coding region runs from base 147 to 2000 and encodes 617 amino acids. Gene Ontology annotation, molecular function: metallopeptidase activity; epoxide hydrolase activity; zinc ion binding. Lineage: Eukaryota; Metazoa; Arthropoda; Insecta; Thysanoptera; Thripidae. The record is from RefSeq and is a predicted model, not a curated record. The transcript is spliced from 12 exons. Gene Ontology annotation, cellular component: cytosol. Gene Ontology annotation, biological process: proteolysis; peptide catabolic process.
CCCGACCCUCCUCCCUGAUCCUGUACCCUUCAUUGAAAGUGCCUGAUAAUACCGCUGGGAAGUACUUGCAGCUGCAUUCUGCUCACAGUUUUAUCAGUCAGCUACUGUCUUCGGGCCCACCUCCGUCUCUGCUACGACUGGCAGCCAUGGGAAAACAAGCUUUAAGCCCUGGUGACCCCACCUCCUUCUCAAGACCAGAGCUUGUUGCUGUCACUCAUAUUCAUCUCAGCCUAGAUGUUGAUUUCAAAGAGAAAAAGUUAAAGGGUAAAGCAGAUUUGACCAUUGAUCGUCGCAGCCAAGAAACAACACAAUUGGUUUUGGAUUCAAGAGACCUAUCGAUCUCCAAUGUUAAAGUUCAAUCAACAGGCCAGACCCUGGAAUACAGUUUAGGAUCCUCCAUUGGAACGUUUGGUUGCAGCCUAACCAUUCAAUUACCUGUUGAAGUACCUCAAGGGUUGGUUCUCAGUGUAGAAUAUGAAACCUCAUCAUCAGCAAGUGCCCUUCAGUGGCUUAGUGCAGAGCAGACAGUUGGCAAGCAGCAUCCAUAUUUGUUCAGCCAAUGUCAGGCCAUACAUGCACGAUCUAUGGUUCCCUGUCAAGAUACUCCCUCCUCCAAAAUAACAUACAGUGCAGAGAUUUCUGCACCUGAGGCUCUUGUUGUGUUAAUGAGUGCACUUCAAGAUGAGGCUGGAAGGUCUUUAAACAGCCCUCGUCCAGGUACUAAAUUUCAUUGUUUCCGGCAACCAGUUCCCAUUCCCACAUACUUGAUAGCAAUUGCGGUGGGUCAUUUGGAAUCAAGGCAGAUUGGGCCAAGGUCUCGAGUGUGGUCAGAGAAAGAGCUAGUGGACCGUGCAGCAUUUGAAUUCGAUCAGACUGAGACGUUCCUCCAAACUGCUGAGCAGCUCUGUGGCCCCUAUGUCUGGGGACAGUAUGACUUGCUAGUUUUACCUUCAUCAUUCCCAUUUGGAGGCAUGGAAAAUCCGUGCAUCACUUUUGUAACACCUACACUUUUGGCUGGCGACAAGUCUCUAGCCAAUGUUGUUGCCCAUGAAAUUGCGCAUAGCUGGACUGGAAACUUAGUGACAAAUCGAACUUUUGAAGACUUUUGGCUAAAUGAAGGAUGGACUGUCUUUGUUGAAAGGAAAAUCAAAGGACGCGUUCAAGGUGAAGCUGCUAGGCAAUUUUGUGCUAUUGGUGGUCUAAAAGAGUUGCAUGAAACAGUAGAGCGACGAGGCUCUACAGAUCCAUUGACCUGCCUCGUUCAUGAUUUACGUGGUGUAGACCCUGAUGAUGCAUUCUCAAGUGUACCCUACGAGAAGGGUCAUACAUUCCUCUACUAUUUGGAGCACCAGUUGGGGGGGCCUGAAGCAUUUGAACCCUUUAUGAAAGCUUACCUCGACCACUUCAAAUUUAAAUCUAUUUCAACUGAGGACUGGAAGAAUUUCCUGUAUGAUUUCUUCCCUGGGAAACACAGUGUUCUCAAUGGCAUUGAUUGGGACUCCUGGUUGCGGAAACCUGGCAUGCCUCCACAUAUUCCAUCAUAUGAUACGUCAUAUUCAGAUGCUUGUACUGCCUUAGCCGAUCGCUGGCGCAAGUGGUCAGAGUCCCCUCCCAUGCCAUUCAACCCCGCUGACUGGGGUAAUUUGUCCUCUGAGCAACACGUGGAAGUUCUCGCCCAACUGCUUGCUGGUCCAGCACUGACCCCAAGCAAAGUUGCUACCCUAGGUGUUACUUAUAACUUGGCCAGCUCUCAGAAUGCUGAAAUAAGAUUUAGGUGGAUUCGCCUUGGUCUGAAGGCCCGCUGGCAACCAGCCAUUGCCCCUGCAUUGCAGUUUGUAACUGAACAAGGACGCAUGAAAUAUGUACGCCCCAUUUACAGAGAUUUAUAUGAUUGGGAAGAAGCUCGUCCCCAUGCAAUUUCAACUUACAAACAAAAUCGAUCAAGUAUGAUGUAUGUCAGUGCUCAUACUGUUGCAAAAGACCUUCACUUAGAAGAAUAAUGGAGUAUAUAGAAAUAUUUUAUUGAGGAUUUUAAUGUUACCUGAUUAUUGCUCCUAUUUUCCCAAUAUGCUUUUCUAUAAUUCAUGUGCCUUUCCUCUAUUAAGGUUUUAAACUUUUUAAUUUCAGGGAUGCAAUUUAUUGUAUCUAAUUUUAUCACUGCUUGAAAUUUGAAAAUAUACAAAAUGAAAUGAGA